Messenger RNA from Cuscuta campestris, 3055 nucleotides. Lineage: Eukaryota; Viridiplantae; Streptophyta; Magnoliopsida; Solanales; Convolvulaceae. The record is from the annotation of a GenBank genome assembly.
GAAUAACAACAAACCAAUGAAGUUUGAAUUCAAUGGAUUGAGAAAUGUAACCCUGACCUCUUUGGGGGGAUCUGAGCAGCGAGGCAGACGCAUGCAAAGAAGAGGCCUUAGAGAAUUCGACAAUUUUGGGAAAACAAAUAUGGUGACUAUUGUUGGAGGGAAUACCAGAUUUGAGGUUUACGACUUACCUAAUUUUAGGGUUUUCAGCUCCAUUGUCGGCAAAAACGGUAGGUUAUGGCUCCAGUAUAGCAGAGGGAAGUCAAUCGGAGAAGAGAAGGCAAAAACACACAGUGGAGAUGAGUCAGUCAUUGAUCGAUCUGUUACGUGGGUCCUUGCAAGAAAGGACAAAGAAGGAAAUUUCAAGAGUGACUCUACAAAACAGAAGGCAGAGGAAAUUGAGUUCUUAAGGGAACAAGUAUGUUCUGGUGUGCUUACUGAAGAAGGUGAUGAUGAUGUAUUGACCAAGGCUCUUGGGAAGCCCGAGCACGGUGGAAGAGUUCGAGGUCAAGGAAUGCAUGUGAGGAAGGCUGUGUAUUUCAAUCUCUCGCGGUCAAAGAAGCAAAAGACACAAACAACAGUUGAUGAGCAAGUGAAGGAGGGUGUGAGACAACUUUUGGAAGAGGAGGUGAAUAACAUUGUUGCUUCAAGAGAUGCUUUUUGGAUGGCUAAGAUAGAGAAGUUGAAAUCAGAGAUCUGGAAGAAACAAGGAAGUAAUCUCGUUAUCCCUUCCCAAGAGGCUAGCUGCUCACCUAAAUUCAGGGAAGGGCAGAAUCAACAAGUGGCAUGGAAGAAUCUAAAGGACUCAUUUGAUGCAGAACUUGAACCACUCACAGAGAAUAAUGACAUUGGUGAUGAGUGUAAUCAUAAACUGUCUGUGGCUGAGCAUGUUGAUGAGAAACAAAAUGUAAAAGAAAGAGAAAAGAAUGAGAGUGAAGUUCAAGAAAUUGAUACUGUGGAGAAGCUUGUGGAAGUUGGAGGACUUAAAGUAGAGAAGAAAGCAGAAAAAGAUGUCUUCAUUGAUGUUGAUUCCGGGGAGAGCCAAAUGGCACAGCUUGCUUUUGGUUCUGUGGACAAUAUUGUUGCACAUGCAAAGGUGUAUGGAUUCUCCCGGAUGGAUGACCUCACCCUACAUGGUGAAAAACUGGGUGAAGAAUAUGCAAAGGUGUCCAUUACAGAAGCAAUACAAGAUGUUGACAUUCCAGUCCAAUUCCCCGGUGAAGUACUUACUGUUGAACAAGCCAAAGGAACUUUUGUAGCAUCGCCUAAGGAGCUGAUAGUCUUGGAUGUGCUAUUCCUAAAGGAAAGCCUUUUGACCGACAUGGUAGGGACGCUUGCAUGUGGGAACAUAUGGCAGAGGUCACGCAAGCUUGCUGAUCGCUUUAAGGGGGCCUGUGAUGGACAACACUUUCUAAUACCGUUCAAUGACGUGAAUCAUUGGGCUUUGACUGUUGUCAAACCUAAUGAAGAGGUAGUGUACUACAUGGACCCCCUUAAACGGCGUAUAGAUAGUCAGGAGUGGACUGAAGUGGUUGAUAAUGCUAUAGUUUUGUACAAGAAUACCAUGAACACACCUAUGUUGAAGAAGAAAGUGUCCUCGGAGAACAAGGCGGGCAUCCCGAUGCAAAAAGGGAAUGUAGACUAUGGCUUGUUUGUAAUGCGAUACAUGAAAGAGAUCUGUCAGGAUAAGGAGGUUCAAUUUGCUUCAAAGGUUGGGAAAGUUGAAGGAUUCUACAAAGGAGCACCAUCUGUGAGCUUCUCCAGCGCUGAUGAAGAAACACUGGAGGCCAAAAUGCACUUUUCUGCAGUUGGGAGAUUCAAAGGAUACAUUCCCCUCUCAAUGCUAAAAGAUUUCUUGCUUAAAGUGGGCUUCCUGUACUUCAGGAUUAGGAGAAUCUCAGAAAGAGAUAUUCUCUUUACCUUCAAAGAAGAAAAGGACUAUAUAAGACUUAUUCAAAGGAGAUACUGGUCCUAUUUGGGAGGCAUGCAUGGGCUAGCUUCUAAACUUAAAGGACUGAAAGCUGUGCUUAAAGAGUGGAAUCUGAAAUCCUUUGGUAAUAUUCAGGAGAAAAUACAAGAUGCAGAAAGGUUAGCAACUUCUGCCCAGGAAUGCUUUGAAGCUGACCAAUCUGAUUUCAACAGGGCCAACUAUAAUAAGGCUAAAGCUGAGCUCAUUAUGGCUACUGACAAUGAGUUCACCUUCUGGAAACAGAAAGCUAACUUAAAGUGGAUGGAGGAGGGUGACUCUAACACUAAAUUCUUUCAUGCCUAUGUCAAAGGAAGAAGAACCAAGUCCAUGAUCAGAGUUAUUGAAGAUUCUAAUGGUAAACCUAUUACCAAUAUUGAAGUGAUUAAAAAGAUGGACAUUGAGCACUUUUUCAAUCAAUUCAAUAACAGAAAGUCAGUCUCAAUGUCCCCUAUUCUGGCCUACAUUACCCCUACCAUUACAGAGGAAGACAACAACCUUCUCACAAUGAUUCCUAGUGAUGAAGAGAUUAAAAAUACAGUUUGGAGCCUUAGCCCAGAUAGUGCACCAGGGCCUGAUGGGUACAAUGGCCACUUCUUUAAAUUUUGCUGGGAAAUCAUUCAUAAGGAUGUCAUUAGUGCAACCCGGGAAUUCUUCCUUGGGGUCCCUGUCCCUAUCAGCUAUGGUAGCACUUUCAUCAGUCUUAUUCCCAAAACUAAUGAUCCAAAAAACUUUUGUGAUUAUAGGCCUAUCUCUCUUUCAACUUUUAUGAGCAAGAUCAACACUAAGAUCCUGGCCACUAGACUCCAAAAAAUUCUUCAUAAGGUGGUUUCAGUUGAACAAACAGGAUUUUAAACUCUUAAAGGGGUUGAGGAACAAAUCUUACUCACUGAAGAAAUGGUACACAGGAUUGACAACAACACCAGGAGUGGCAACUUGGUGAUCAAACUAGACAUGGCUAAGGCUUUUGAUAAUAUGGAAUGGGAGUAUAUCAGUAAUAUGCUCAGACAAAUGGGGUUCUCUGCAUUUGUCACUACCCUUCUUUUAGCAAAUCUUGAAGCUUCUCACCUCUCAAUCUUAAUAAAUGGGAGU